AUGAAGAGAUUGAACUAUUGUCACAAAGGAACACACAAGGAACGCCCAAGGAACACACAAGGAACGUACAAGGAACGCCCAAGGAACACACAAGGAACGCGCACCCACACGCACCCCAUGCACGAGCAAAACGCGAGGAACGGUACCCACCGCGAGAAGGAAUCGAAGAGGAACGUCACCCCUACAACACCCUCUGUUGGUUGCGAAACGCCGCCUUUUACAGUUCAGAAAGCUAAAGAUGACAAACCUGUCGCAAAAGAAGAGUUACAAAUUCGUAUUGUUCCUUAUUAUCUCUGA
Messenger RNA from Acaulospora morrowiae, 297 nucleotides. The record is from the annotation of a GenBank genome assembly. NCBI's taxonomy places the organism in Eukaryota, Fungi, Glomeromycota, Glomeromycetes, Diversisporales, Acaulosporaceae.